This is a messenger RNA of Mytilinidion resinicola, 1573 nucleotides long. RefSeq names its product NAD(P)-binding protein. The record is from RefSeq and is a predicted model, not a curated record. NCBI's taxonomy places the organism in Eukaryota, Fungi, Ascomycota, Dothideomycetes, Mytilinidiales, Mytilinidiaceae. The transcript has 2 exons. The coding region runs from base 305 to 1231 and encodes 308 amino acids.
CAUGCCUGAACCCAAAUUGUGAAAGUUCAUUGAGGCGCUUCAGACAGCGGCACAAAAGCAUACACAUUCAUCAAGCACGGCCGCGGCUUCAAUCCAUGGAUGACGUUGUCCGCCAAGGCAUUUAUUAAAAUACAUCAUCAACUAUAGAACGUCUCCUAGACUACGUCUUCAGGGAUAACCCAUAACACGUCUUUCUAGGAAGUCAGACACGAACCGUCCUGACGCUCCUGGAAACUGUUUAUUUGCAAAAAUCGAAAACACAGACUACAAUCCUAAGUCUGAGACCGAAGACACUCCACGAGCAAUGCAGACCGACAGCAUUCCUUCAAACGGAAAGCGCAUUAUGUUCACUGGAGGGUCAGGUAAAGCUGGGAGACACGUCAUCCCGGAACUGAUCAAACGAGGCUAUGAAAUCCUCAACCUGGAUCUUGUUCCCUUCGAAGAUCCUAAAGUCUUCACUCUGAAGACAGAUCUUACAGACAGUGGUCAAGUUUUCAAUGCUCUCACUACGCAUUUUAACUUCGCUGGCUACGAGGGCCCAACUCCUCCAUGCCCGCCUGAUGCUGUCAUUCACUUUGCAGCUUAUGCCCGGAAUAUGCUAGUCCCGGACAAUGAAUGCUUCAAGGGAAAUGUAGUUUCUACUUACAACGUAAUCGAAGCUGCAUGCAAGCUAGGCGUUAAAAAGAUCAUCAUCGCUAGCAGUGAGACCACUUACGAAGUAUGCUUUGGUCAGGGUGACCUCGAAUACCAGUCUUUCCCCCUGGACGAAGACUACAUUGACGUCAACCCAAUGGACACAUACGCCAUCUCCAAGCUCUGCGGUGAACGAACCGCGAGAGGAUUUGCAAGACGAUUCGAUGUCGACAUCUACGCUCUCCGAAUCGGGAACGUCGUCGAGCCACACGAGUACGCACGGGACUUCCCGAAGUACGUCAAUGACCCCGCGUGCAGGAAGAGGAAUGCUUGGUCGUACAUCGAUGCUAGAGAUCUGGGGCAAAUUUGCGAUCUUUGUGUACAGAAAGAUGGGCUAGGAUUCCAGGUGUUCAACGCGACGAACGAUACUAUUACCACCAAGAUCCCGACAAAGGCACUGCUGGCACAGUUUUGUCCAAAUACGCCCAUCAUGCGAGAAAUGGAGGAGUGGGAAGCGCCAUUGAGCAAUCGGAAGAUCAGAGAGAUUCUUGGGUUCAAGGAGGAACACAACUGGAGAAAAUACUACAAUCCUGGAUGACGUUCUGAUUACAGAGAGCUUGAGCGGCCUAGCUUCUAAUCGCGAUUCGAGGGCAGUCACGAUAGAAAUUUUGGUAGAAGACGCGAUUGGCCGGAAAAAGGGCUUCGGGAUGGUUAUGGUGAGAUUCGACUUGAGUAGUGGGCAUCGAUGAUAUUGGCAAAAAUAUGGGGAAGAGGGCAGGAGUCUUCGUGUCCGAGAAUUUGAUGGGUAAAGGUUGUACUGUUUAAAGCUCUCAAAAUUUAAAGGUCCAGAGGAAAAUGUGAAUACGGUGCGUAGGCGGCACACUCAAAGUUAGAAGUGUUGAUCCUCACUUGUUGGGCUUAAGAUACUGGAACACGCCUG